AUGCCCAUGUUGACAGUUCUCAGAGGCCCUGAGACAAGGUGUAAGCAUGUGAUGGAUCCUCACUGCUGCCCGAAUGUCUCAAGGAAACCUGUGGUACCCCAAAUCCCACCAUCCUGCUCACAUUUCUACUUGCUGCUGCCAAUAAGAGUCGUCAUACCUCACUCUACAGAGUGUCUAUGCCUCACAUAUAAGCCAGACUUUCAGGCCCAAAGUGAGAUACAAUGCCUGGCAGUUGUACAUGUUCUCAUAGCUAAAGAUGAGGAGGAGACUUGCUCCAUUUCCUCUUGCUUUUUCAACUUCUCUUACCCCUCCACCUCUUCCUCCCUGCCUUCCUCUCCUAUUAUCUCAGUCUCCCCACAGAAGGAGGAGGGAGAGGAGCCUGCUGUAACACUGAGUCCUCCCCAGAUUCCUCAGAUCUCCUUCUGCUCCUUCUCCGUAUCAUGGAAAACAUCAGAGAAAGUCUCCAACAGCCAAGAAGAAGAGGAUACAGGUUCCCCAGUGACCUCAAAAGACAGUGAAUCUUUGCUCAGAGACCUACUAGAUGAGAAGGUGGCUGAUUUGGUGCAUUUCAUGGUUCUCAAGUAUCAACUGAGGCGGCCCAACACAAAGGCAGAAAUUCUGAAGGUUGUCAUCAAAAGGUAUACGAAACAAUUCCCCGUGAUCCUCAAGAAAGAUUCUAAGUGUUUGGAGGUCAUCUCUAACAUUAAUAUGGGGGGAGUGGACCCCACCACCCAUUCCUAUGUCCUUUUCAACUCACUGGACCUCACCCACGAUGAGAUGCUUAGCGACAACCAGAGCAUGCCUAAAAAUGGUCUCCUGAUAAUCAUCCUGGGUGUGAUCUUCAUAGAGGGCAAUUGUGCCCCUGAGGAAGACAUCUGGGAUAUCCUGAAUAUGAUGAGAGUGUAUGCUUGGAGGGAGAAUUUCAUUUAUGGGGAGCCCAGGAAACUCAUCACCACAAAUUGGGUGCAGGAGAAUUAGUUGGAGUAUCCGCAGGUGCUUAACAGCCAUCCUCCACACUAUGAAUUCCUGUGGGGUCCCAGGGCUCAUGCUGAAACCAGUAAGAAGAAAGUUCUGGGGUUUUUGGCUAAGAUCAAAGGGACUGACCCUACUUCCUUCUCAUGCUGGUGUGAGGAGGUUUUAAGAGAUGAGGAAGGGAGGGUGCAGGCCAGAAUCGGCUCCAUGGAUAAUACUACCAUGUUCCUUACACAACAUUGGUCAACAGCUUUUCCUGUCCCAGCUAAAGAGUGA
Messenger RNA from Mustela erminea (ermine), 1248 nucleotides. Its product is annotated as melanoma-associated antigen 10-like. The transcript is spliced from 2 exons. Gene Ontology annotation, cellular component: nucleus. NCBI's taxonomy places the organism in Eukaryota, Metazoa, Chordata, Mammalia, Carnivora, Mustelidae. The record is from RefSeq and is a predicted model, not a curated record. Gene Ontology annotation, biological process: negative regulation of transcription by RNA polymerase II.